Messenger RNA from Lodderomyces pseudojiufengensis, 909 nucleotides. Its product is annotated as transcription elongation factor DST1. The coding region runs from base 1 to 909 and encodes 302 amino acids. Lineage: Eukaryota; Fungi; Ascomycota; Pichiomycetes; Serinales; Debaryomycetaceae. Gene Ontology annotation, cellular component: nucleus. The record is from RefSeq and is a predicted model, not a curated record. Gene Ontology annotation, biological process: transcription elongation by RNA polymerase I; DNA-templated transcription; transcription antitermination. The transcript has a single exon. Gene Ontology annotation, molecular function: zinc ion binding; RNA polymerase II transcription regulatory region sequence-specific DNA binding.
AUGGAAACCAAGGAAGUUAAAUCAACAAUUUCCAAUUUGGAGAAAGCAAUAGAUGAUACUACUAUACUAAAGUUAUUAAACAUAUUAAAUGAUGAAGUUAAACCUACUGAAAAAUUAUUAAGAGAAACUAAAGUAGGAGUUGUUGUAAAUAAAUAUAGAAGUAAUGAAAAUAAUGAAAUAAGUUCAUUAGUUAAAAAGAUGAUAAAAAAUUGGAGAGAAGCAGUUCAAGCUGAGAAAAACAAGUCUAAAAAGGCAUCAUCAACAUCAUCAACUGGUUCGACUCCUGUUUCAUCAACUACCAAUUCAAAUGCAAAUACACCAAUUUCUUCUUCAUCAAUUCCUCCUAAUUCAUCAACUACAAAAUUCAAUGGUCCAAGAAAUCCUAAAAAUGAUGGAGUAAAUAUUAAUCAUUACGAUAAUGAUACUCGUAAUGCAUCAAUAAGUGCAUUAUAUACAUCAUUAGCAGUAGAUAGAGAUGAUUCACCAAAUCAUAUAUUAACAAUUGCAAUGGAAAUAGAAAGUGAAGUUUUUAAAGGAGAAUAUCUGAAAGUUAAUGAUUCAUAUAGAAAUAAAUUAAGAAGUUUUACAAUGAAUUUAAAAAAUAAAAAAAAUCCAGAAUUAAGAGAAAGAAUAUUAACAAGACAAAUUAUAGCAUCAAAAUUUAUAAAAAUGUCACCCAAUGAAAUGGCUCCUGAAUCUUUAAAAAAGGAAAUUGAAAAAUUACAUAAACAAAAUUUAUUUGAUGCUCAAGGUGCAACUGAAAAAAGAGCAGUUACUGAUCGUUUUACUUGUGGAAAAUGUAAACAUAAAAAAGUAAGUUAUUAUCAAAUGCAAACAAGAUCUGCUGAUGAACCUUUAACUACUUUUUGUACUUGUGAAAAUUGUGGUAAUAGAUGGAAAUUUUCAUGA